UUCAUAAAUCAUAACUGUCAGUCUGUCAUGCAUGCUUUCAAGCAAUACAAAAACCCACAUGGGAUACAAAAAUAUUCCACUUUGAAAAAUACAUCAAAAAACAACAUUAUCAUGUUUUUCAGUUUGUGUUUCUUUCACGAAAUGGCAUAUAACCUCUCUUAGCAUCCCUUUCUCUCUCUUUGGAACUACUCAAGUUUGCCUAACUAUAAAUUUCCAACAAUCCAAUGCUGCAAAGACACAGCACAAACGUGACCAAAACAGAACAGAAGAUAGAGGCAGCUGAAAGGUCUUUCUAUAAGCCAUGGAUGCUGAAGCAAGUGGUACCCAGAAUCAAGAAGAAAAGAUCCCACUCCUGAGCAAUGCAGAGAUUCCGGAGGCAGAGAGGAACCAGAUUCAGAAAGCCAUUAGCCAGACAUUUGAGAGCACAGCAAACUUGGCAAACCUUCUACCUACUGGCACUGUCCUUGCUUUCCGUCUUCUGUCUCCAAUCUUCACAAACGAGGGCAGCUGCGACUUGGUCAGCAAGACCAUGACUGCUGUACUUGUAGCUAUCUGUGGUGCCUUAUGCAUCUUGCUAUGCUUCACAGAUAGCAUAAAAGACAGCAAGGGGAACAUCUGUUAUGGGUUUGCCACAUUUUCAGGCCUGUGGCUUAUCGAUGGAUCAACCACACUUCCACCAGAAUUUGCUGCUAAAUAUAAAUUGCGGUUUAUAGAUUUCAUGCAUGCAGCUGUAUCAGCUUUGGUGUUUGCAGCAAUUGCAUUAUUUGAUCAGAAUGUAGUAAGUUGCUUCUUUCCAGAGCCAUCUCUAGAGACAGAGGAAAUCCUCACAGUAUUGCCUGUGGGCAUUGGCAUUUUCUGCAGCAUUUUCUUUGUUGUAUUUCCUACAAAGAGACAUGGAAUUGGCUUCCCACUUUCAACAAGUUAAUACUGAUCUUUUACAUUCAUGUUUGUAAUGAACUUCAAUUUCAAUAAUUUUAAUUGAUUAGUGAUUUAUCAUGUUGGGA
Arachis duranensis is the source of this 1004-nucleotide messenger RNA. Its product is annotated as protein DMP6-like. Lineage: Eukaryota; Viridiplantae; Streptophyta; Magnoliopsida; Fabales; Fabaceae. Bases 302 to 925 code for a protein of 207 amino acids. The record is from RefSeq and is a predicted model, not a curated record. Gene Ontology annotation, biological process: endomembrane system organization. The transcript has a single exon.